Benincasa hispida (wax gourd) is the source of this 623-nucleotide messenger RNA. Its product is annotated as 18.1 kDa class I heat shock protein-like. The record is from RefSeq and is a predicted model, not a curated record. NCBI's taxonomy places the organism in Eukaryota, Viridiplantae, Streptophyta, Magnoliopsida, Cucurbitales, Cucurbitaceae.
UCUAUCUUCAUUAGAAAAAUAAUGUCUUUGAUUCUCAACGAACUCUUUGAUCCAUUUCUUUCUAUGAUCAACCGUUGUCCUGUUUUGAAUACCCCCAUUGACUGGAAAGAGACUCCGGCCGCUCACAUCUUCAUCGCCGAUCUGCCCGGGUUAAAGAAGGAGCAGGUCGAGGUGGAGGUGAUGGAGGACGGCAAUGGACGGCUGCUGCAGAUAAGCGGAGAUAGAGUAGAUGCUACCGCCAACGAUGAGAACGAUGAGAGUAGCGGUCAUAAAUGGCGGCACGUGGAGCGUUGUCGGGGAAAAUUCUGCAGGAGGUUCCGGCUGCCGGAGAAUGUGAAAGCGGGCGAGGUGAGGGCGGCGAUGGAGAAUGGAAUUCUGACAGUGACAGUGCCAAAAGAGGAAGUGAAGAAGCCGGAGAAAAAGGUGAUUGAGAUUGAAACAGUUUAGGAGCUUCGGAGUUUUGAUGUUUGUCAUAGUUUGAGAUAAUGCAUGCUGGUGUGGCGCAGUAUCUGAUCAAUAUGUUUGUAUCUUCUUUCUUUUUCUUUUUCUUUUUCUUUUUUUUUUUAAAGAAGAAAACGUGCGUGUAAAAUGGUCAAGAAGUAAAUAAAUGAUUGGUUGCUAUG